UAUUCAGUGAAAAGUUGCGAUUACUAAUUUUUUUAUAAAUUAGAUAUUUAUAUUUGUGUAAUCUUAUAAGCAAUAUUUAUUUAUUUAUAUAGAAAGUACAUAUUUGGAUAUGCUUCCUCAAAAGUUGACGUAUAUGACAUGCCAAUGAUCAGAUGCUCCCUGAGAGACCUAGUCUUGUUUACUUAGGAGGAAUAGUGGCACCCUUUUUUAUGGUAAUCCCUUCCCAAGAUCUUAUAGGGUAGUCUCAGAUCUUCUGAAACGAUUCUUUGAAGAAAUUAACAAUUUAUCCGAUCGGGUCACUAAGAAUUCCAGAUUUGUACAACUUCCCAUGCGAUAACAAAAGCAAAGAAUUGCUUCUAGAUGAGACCAUCCACAACAUAAGAAAUACUAAACCCAUAAAGCUGGUCUUGUGACUGAGGAUUUCACGAAAGCAACGUUAGUGUUUGUUUGUUGUAAUGCAUAACUGAUUUAGCACACAACUCCCUCUCUCAGAAUAGUAUAAAUUACAAAUCUUAGGGGCAUUGUCCAUUCCCUUGGCCAUAAAAGACAAUCCCUCUAGUCUCUUAGGCUCAAUAUUACCAGCUAUAAAAAUCCUUGAAUAUGACAACAAAGACAUCCUGGAAACUAACCAGUUUGCUCAUUCUCUUUACAUUCUUGACUUGUUCUUUCUCAUACACAUUCACCAUCAUCAACAACUGUCCACAAACUAUAUGGCCUGGUACACUUGCAGGUUCAGGGAGUCCUCCACUUGCAACAACCGGAUUCCGGUUGGACACGGGUCAAAGCAUCAAACUCACGACUGUCCCAGGUUGGUCAGGACGGAUAUGGGCAAGGACUGGUUGUAAAUUUGAUACAGCCGGAGUUGGCAGAUGCCAAACAGGUGACUGUGGAGGAAGGCUGGAAUGUGAGGGAAAUGGUGCUGCUCCUCCUACCUCACUGUUUGAGAUAACACUUGGUGCAGGCAAUGGACAAGACUACUAUGAUGUUAGCAUGGUAGAUGGUUACAAUUUGCCAUUACUCGCUCUACCACGAGGUGUACAUGGUGGUGCCUGUAAUGCGACAGGUUGUAUUACUGAUAUUAACAGAGGUUGCCCAGCAGAACUUCAAGUAUUAGGAGGUGUCCAAAAUCAAGGGGUAGUGGGGUGUAGGAGUGCUUGUGAGGCAUUCAAGUUGGAUAAGUACUGCUGCAGUGGAGAAUUUGCAAAUCCAAAUACAUGCCAGCCUUCAUAUUAUUCAACCUUAUUCAAGAAGGCUUGUCCAAGAGCUUAUAGCUAUGCGUUUGACGAUGGCACCAGCACUUUCACUUGCAAAGCAUACGAAUACGAUAUUGUUUUCUGUCCCAACAGCAACGGGUACACACUACACAUCAUCGCACUCAUUCAAUUAAUUUCCUUUCCCAUUCAAUUUAUUUCCAAUUUUCCAUACUUUCACAGGAGAAGAACCAUUACUAACAUUUUACAUUACCACACAGAAUCGGAAGACCAAAUCCUGCAUCUCCACCUCCACCAAUUAGACAGCCCUAUUGGAAGCAUCACCAGGUCACUUCCUCAACAAAUAUUUUAUUACCCUUUCCAGCGCCAAUCUUUCUCUUGGUUCUCACUCUUACUUUCUUGGCAUUUGUAACACACGGCAAAUGAUAUAAAAAAUCAACAAGAUAUCCUCAAGGGAUUUCCAGAAGGGAAAAAAAUGGCCAAAUCAAUGAGACGGAAAUGAUGAACCACGGAAAUAUUACAGUUGAAGAACCCUCUGUGAACAAAUGAUUCAGAAAGUACAGUUCUAAAGCUCCAGUGGUAAGCUAGGGGGCUUAUUAAGAACUAAUGGAUAUCAUACAAACAGCAUCCGGUCAUAAUUCCAGUCUACUGAUUAUUCUCUCGAGAUAGCUAGGAAAUCUUGAAAAAAAAAUUUAAGGAAACAAUGUAACCCAGGAACCUCAAAUUCAUUCUCUCAUAUUCUAUAGUACAUGUU
Messenger RNA from Vigna angularis (adzuki bean), 1965 nucleotides. Its product is annotated as pathogenesis-related thaumatin-like protein 3.5. Gene Ontology annotation, cellular component: extracellular region. Bases 601 to 1623 code for a protein of 340 amino acids. Gene Ontology annotation, biological process: defense response. NCBI's taxonomy places the organism in Eukaryota, Viridiplantae, Streptophyta, Magnoliopsida, Fabales, Fabaceae. The transcript has 2 exons. The record is from RefSeq and is a predicted model, not a curated record.